Molecule: messenger RNA, 3342 nt
Organism: Cicer arietinum (chickpea)
Lineage: Eukaryota; Viridiplantae; Streptophyta; Magnoliopsida; Fabales; Fabaceae
Source: RefSeq, a predicted model, not a curated record
UCCCCUACUUGUUGUUAUUUCUUCUCCCUCUCUCUCUUAAGUACUCUUCCUUAUUCUUCUAUUUUUGUGCCAAGUUUAGAAUCAAAGAUCUUUUCUUUCUAAAUAUGGGGUGCUAAAUGAUUGCUUAUUCUUUUUUGUACUACUUUCUCAACAUGGUAAUAAUAUGUGGUAGUAAAUAACAUAAGAAGUUUGGGUUGUUGAGGAUGCACAUGAACUGUUUGUUAUAUGUUCUUGUCUGUUAUAAAGGGUACUUCUCCAUUUCAAUCCAUCCAUUUGGGUCACCUUGAUUGGGCAAAGAUUCCAAAAGGGUUUUUCUUUGCUUGGUUCAAACCCUGCAUGCUUUUCUUUGGAUUUGAUAUACUGUUUGGUAUCUUUUUAUUUGGGUAAUCAGAUUCAACUGGCUGAUCACUUUUAGUGGAGUCUAUAUCUCAAACACCUUUCUUCACCUAUAAGGUUCGAAUCAAAGACCGUGGUUAAGAGCUUUUUGUCAAUUUAAAAAGUAAAAAAAGAACUUUUUUUGAAUAUUUUUCAGCUUCCCUUAUUUGAGAAUAGAGAUUUGGAUCAAUAUGGUGAUGGUUAUGUUUUCAUUUCUCUAGCAUUUGGUAUUAUUGUUUAGUGAAAAGAUAUGAAGAACAUUCUUAAGAAGCUUCAUAUCAUGUCUAAGCAAUCACAAAAUGAACAAGGGUAUUCUUCAUCAGAGGGAAACAAGUUCAAUCAUGGUUCAAUAUCCAAUUCUAAGAGGCUUUUCAGUUCUAAGUCCUCUGAAAGUUCUGAGCAUAAACCUUUUCUUGGGUUAUCAAGUUUGUUGCAUUCAGUUGCUAAUAGGAAGAGUUUUAGUUCAAAAUCUUUGAACCAAGGAAAAGUUGAGAGGAUGGAGACAUCUGAUUCAGUGAGCAGUGUUGGUUUGGAUGUUUUGGAUUCGCAUAAGCGUGAUUCAAGUUGUUGCGGGACUGUUUCCAGGGAUCAUGAAGUAGAGGAAGAGUAUCAAUUGCAACUUGCUUUGGAGAUGAGUGCAAAGGAGGAUCCUGAGGCUGUGCAGAUUGAAGCUAUUAAGCAGAUGAGUUUAGGGUCUUGUGACCCUUAUUACACACCAGCUGAAAUCGUGGCAUAUAGAUAUUGGAAUUACAAUGCUCUUGGUUAUGAUGACAAAGUCAUGGAUGGCUUCUAUGAUCUAUAUGGGAUCUUAACUGAUUCAAACACUGCAAGAAUGCCUUCCCUUAUAGAUCUGCAAGGAAGAAGACCAAUCUCAGGUAGUGUCACAUGGGAAGCUAUUUUGGUUAAUAGGGCUGCUGAUUCUAAUUUGUUGAAACUUGAGCAGAAAGCCUUUGAGCUGACCGUCAAAUCAAGACGUGAUUCGGAAGUAGUUAUCGAUACCGAUUUGGUUCGCACACUUGCAGUAUUUGUAGCUGACUAUAUGGGUGGACCAGUUAGAGAUCCUGAAAGCAUGACAAGAGCAUGGAGGAGUCUUAGUUACAGUCUUAAAGCAACUCUUGGUAGGAUGGUUUUGCCACUUGGUUCUUUGACUAUUGGAUUGGUUCGCCAUCGUGCAUUGUUAUUUAAGGUUCUAGCUGACAGUUUGAGUAUUCCAUCACGAUUGGUGAAAGGAAAGCAAAAUACAGGUUCUGACGAUGUUGCAAUAAACUUUGUCAAGAUUGAUGACGGAAGGGAGUACAUUGUUGAUCUUAUGGCAGAUCCUGGAACUCUUGUUCCAUCUGAUGCUACUGGAUCGCGUAUUGGGUAUGAUGAAACCUUUUUUGUGGCAAGUCCUUCAUCAAGAGACCUUGAUUCGUCUCGUGUAGCAUCAUCUAGCAGUGGAAUUGGAUGUUCAUCUGGAGAAACUUCAGAUUUUGGAAUGCCAGACAGAGGAAACAGAUUAGAACAUUCAGAGAAAGAAUCUGAUGUCUGCAGCAGGAUCACCACAAGAAAAGAAGAACGAGCGAAACCAUUUCAUACAAGAUCAUUUUCAUGGAGCGAAGGGAUUGGUUCCGCUGUAGUAACCAGAAGGAAAACCGAAGACAUUUCGCAAUUUAUGAUCGAUACUGCUAAGGAAAACCCUGAGUUAGCACAGAAACUUCAUGAUGUUUUACUUGAAAGCGGUAUUGUUGCUCCUCCGAAUUUAUUUUCCGACAUUUAUCCUGAGGAAUUAUUUUCCAAAACUGAAGAAAAAGAUGAACAUAAACAAGGAAGUGAACGGCACGAAACACAAUUCGAUGACAAUCUCGGUCCUGCUAAAUUUUCGCCUCACGAAAGAGUUCAUCCAAAAGCAUGUUCUAGAAAUCAGCCACAACAUCCUAAGCUAGGCUUAGGAAUCAAACAUGUCCGAGUCGCUGCCGCAGCUGCCGCAAUUGUUGCAUCUUCUAUGGUAGUUGCAGUGGCAAGGUCAAGUACUGACUCCAACAUUGAGCUUCCGGUCUCGGCAGCUGCUACUGCUACUGCUGCAGCUGUGGUAGCAACUACUGCUGCAUUAAGUAAGUAUGAGAUGAGAAGUCGAAGUGAUGAGGAUGUUGAAGGUUCUGGAACAAAUUUAGAAGGAGAGAGAAGAUCUGGUAGCUCAGUUGUAAGUAAUGAUAGUACAAAAUCUGAUUGUUCUUUAGAUGAUGUUGCCGAGUAUGAAAUUCCAUGGGUGGAAAUCACGCUCGGUGAGCGUAUUGGACUUGGAUCUUAUGGAGAGGUGUAUCACGGUGAAUGGCGAGGAACUGAAGUUGCUGUAAAGAGGUUUCUGGAUCAAGAUAUAUCUGGUGAAGCACUUGAAGAAUUCAUAAGUGAGGUCAGAAUAAUGAAAAAAUUGAGGCAUCCAAAUGUGGUUCUCUUCAUGGGAGCUGUAAUUCAACCUCCAAAUCUUUCAAUUGUUACUGAAUUUCUUCCAAGAGGAAGUUUGUAUAGAUUAAUUAAUCGGUCAAACAAUCAAUUAGAUGGGCGAAGGCGUUUGAGAAUGGCCCUUGAUACUGCUCGAGGAAUGAACUAAUUGCACAACUGCAAUCCGGUGAUAGUUCAUCGUGAUUUGAAGUCUCCAAAUCUUCUUGUUGAUAAAAAUUGGGUUGUAAAGGUAUGUGAUUUUGGCUUAUCACGUAUGAAGCAUAGCACAUUCCUUUCUUCCAGAUCAACCGCAGGAACCGCCGAGUGGAUGGCUCCCGAAAUGUUGAGAAGUGAACCGUCAAAUGAAAAGUGUGAUGUAUAUAGCUUUGGGGUUAUAUUAUGGGAGUUAUCUACUUUGCAGCAACCUUGGGGAGGAAUGAAUCCAAUGCAAGUUGUUGGUGCUGUGGGUUUCCAACAUCGCCGUCUUGACAUUCCGGACGACAUGGACCCUGCGGUUGCAGAUAUCAUCAGGAAAUGCUGGCAGAC